Molecule: messenger RNA, 1711 nt
Organism: Symsagittifera roscoffensis
Lineage: Eukaryota; Metazoa; Xenacoelomorpha; Acoela; Convolutidae
Product: selenocysteine-specific elongation factor-like
Exons: 5
Coding region: 77-1711 (544 amino acids)
Biological process (GO): selenocysteine incorporation
Molecular function (GO): translation elongation factor activity; GTPase activity; GTP binding
Source: RefSeq, a predicted model, not a curated record
CCAAAAAUCCGCUACGAGGUCUGUCCAUGUUAUCCUCUCGGAUACUACCCCUGAUUGAGUUUUCCUUCAGACAAGUAUGAUCAACGUGAACAUCGGUGUUCUGGGUCAUGUCGAUGCAGGAAAGACAUCCCUGUGCAAACUGUUGAGCACAACUGCCUCCACCGCUUGUUUCGACAAAAAUCCGCAGAGCCAAGAAAGAGGCAUUACGUUGGAUUUGGGAUUUUCUGCUUUUGAGAUGGACUUAGGAGAUGAAACGGUAAAUGUUGCUUCCCAGGUGCAAGUGACUCUGGUAGAUUGUCCGGGCCAUGCGUCCCUCAUCCGGACGAUCAUUGGAGGAGCAAAUAUCAUUGAUAUGAUGAUCCUCGUAGUCGAUGCUACUAAGGGUAUUCAAACUCAAACUGCUGAGUGUAUCGUUAUUGCCGAAAUUCUGAAGCAAAGCAAAGAAAGCUUACCCGUCAUUGUAGCAGUUAACAAAACUGACCUUUUCCCAGACCAAGACAAACUCGAAAAAGUUCUCAAAAAGUUGGCUUUGACCUUCAAAGAAACUUCGCUGGGGACGAACGUCACAAUGGUUCCUUUAUCAUGCAACACCGAAAAAGACAACGAUAGCCUGGUGAUAAUGAAAGAGAAGCUACAGAUGUGCAUAAGUAAUCAGUUGUCGCAGAUCAAAUGCAGUCGCCAGAAAAGUGAAAAACAAGACUUUCUUUUUGCUGUCGACCAUUGCUUUCAGAUAAAAGGUCAGGGCACGGUUUUAACCGGAACAUGCCUCGCUGGCGAAGUAUCUAUUAACGACAAAGUCGAGAUUGCUAACAUUUCUCUGGAGAAAAAAAUUAAGUCCAUACAAGUUUUCAAGAAGCCAGUGAAUUCUAUCAGACGCGGCGACAGGGCUGGUUUAUGUGUGACACAAUUCGAUUCGUCUUUGCUAGAGAGAGGCAUAGUUUCAUUCCCGGGGGUAUUAAAGUCUUUACAUGCUUGUAUAAUUGCCUUGAAAAAAGUCCGGUUCUAUAAAAGUGACAUAUCAUCUAAUCAGAAGUUUCACAUAGUAGCUGGAUACGAAGUUGUAAUGGGAAAAAUCACUCUUUUUUCAAGCUCAGAACAAUCUUUUUCUCCCGAUAGCCCAUUCGAGUUUCUCUCCAAUACCGAUGAGCCCACCCCUAAUGAGGAGCAAACUGUUUUUGCUUCGAUUCAAUUCGAGAGACCUGUUUUAGUAACCCCCCAAGUUAUUUUCAUUGGCUCCAAACUUGACUCCGAUGUUCACUUCAAGAAUUGCCGAUUAGCCUUCUAUGGGUCUCCUGUGUUUUCACUACACGAAGAAAAUUAUGCUACAUCAGUUUUACCAAACCUAAAAGUUUUCAAGAAAAAAUCGAAAGAAGGUCGAAUUGAGCGGAUAUUUUCGGAUGAUGUGGUUAUAUGUAAACACUUGCUCAAGAAAGAAAGUAGCAUCGAGAAGUUUAUACAUUUAAAAGUGGUUUUUUCUACUGGCCAUGAGGGUGUUAUAAUCGGGACAUUUGGGCAAGGUGGUAAAGUUAAAGUUCAAAUCAAAGGCGGUGUUUCGGAAAAGAUAAAAGUUGCUUAUCCUACGAAAAAGGGUAGAAAACAGCAGGGCGAUGGUCCCAUUGAUGACGAAUCAGAAGUAAAAGAAGAUGCCAUCAAAGUUGUUUUGAACUUGAAAAAGUUCAUUUUUACAACACAAUCCAAAAUUGUACAAUAA